AUGGAUAUCGGUUGGAAACGGAAGGCUGCACAGACUGAAACCGUUCGCUCCCCUGCUGUCGCUGGCAGUUUCUAUCCGGAUUCGCCGCAGGUCUUGUCUGCUCAGGUGGGAAAAUUCAUUGAUGAUGCGGCGUUGAAAGAAACCAACGGCGAACUCAUCGGGCUCAUCGUGCCUCAUGCCGGUUACGUCUACUCUGGUCAUGUCGCAGGAUACGCGUACAAGCAGUUGAUGGGGCAGUCUUUCGACACGGUGGUGCUUGUCGGAUUAAGCCAUCGCUACCCAAUCAGCGGCGCAGCGAUUUAUGCGCGUGGCGCGUUCCGCACACCGCUUGGGGAUGUCCAAAUUGACGAAGAUCUCGCGAUUGAGAUUAUGCGUCUGAACAGCGAGAUCAUCGACCUGCCACCGGCGCAUGCAAACGAGCAUAGCCUCGAAGUGCAGCUGCCCUUUCUACAGUACCUCCUCUCCGACUUCCGUAUCGUUACCAUCUUGUUGCAAGAUGAUUCCCCGGAAAAUGUCAUUCCCUUGAGCCAAGCGAUUGCAGAAGCGAUGGGCGAUCGAUCCUGCCUGCUGAUUGGGAGCACCGAUCUCUGUCACUAUCCUACCUACGAAGAAGCGCGAAGAUCAGAUCAGGUUGUUAUUGAAGCGAUUGAGUGCUUUGAUCCCGACUACUUGCGCAAUCAAAUGGAUGGAUAUAUGCAGCGUCAGCCUGUCCAGGAUCUUCACUGCAUGAUGUGCAGCACCGGCGCAAUCUAUACGACAAUGCGAGCGGCGAAAGCGUUGGGUGCGAAUCGGAUUGAGGUGCUGGAAGCAGCAAACUCCGGCGAUGUUCCCAUCGGGGGGCGGGAUCAGGUGGUUGGAUAUAUGGCGGCGGGGAUUUAUCGGUAA
Molecule: messenger RNA, 885 nt
Organism: Geodia barretti
Lineage: Eukaryota; Metazoa; Porifera; Demospongiae; Tetractinellida; Geodiidae
Source: the annotation of a GenBank genome assembly